This is a messenger RNA of Nicrophorus vespilloides, 544 nucleotides long. RefSeq lists its product as uncharacterized. The record is from RefSeq and is a predicted model, not a curated record. Gene Ontology annotation, cellular component: membrane. NCBI's taxonomy places the organism in Eukaryota, Metazoa, Arthropoda, Insecta, Coleoptera, Silphidae.
UUUAUCUUCAGUCAAGUAUUCUGCUUUGUAUUCGCAUUAUCCGGAUCCGCCGUUCUGUUGGACUACAGCACCCAGGAUUCCAGCAUCCAGCCGAAGAUCAGGGAGUCGAUGAGACUGCUGAUCAUGAACUCCCACCACGAGGAAUCCAAGCAGACCCUGUCCAUAAUCCAGGAAAACAUCGGAUGUUGCGGCGCCGACGGAGCCAACGAUUACAUUAAGCUUCAUCAGCCCAUUCCCAACACCUGCAGAGACACCGUCACCGGAAAUCCAUUCUUCCAUGGUUGUACCGACGAGUUAACUUGGUUCUUUGAGGAGAAGACUAUCUGGAUCACCGGAUUAGCCAUGACCAUCUGUUUCAUGCAUGUUGUCAACGUGGCGAUGGCAGUUAUAUUAAUGCAAGCUCUUAGGAAAGAGAAGGAGGCAUCUGAUCCAAGGAAUAUGUAACCCACAUAUAAACACCUAAACGUACUGUAGUUUGGUUAAAAAAAAAUGUUAUAAAAUAUAUAACUAUAGUUCUUUUUCUACUUAUAAAUUAUUUACUUGC